UGCUGUUUUGUUUGGUGUAAGAUGCCCUUAACAUUUGCGAUUCUCCCUCCACGCCACCUCUUUAAGAGAGAACGUCUUGAGCCAAUUUAGCAAUUUGCGUUAUUCGCAGUUAGUUCCGACGACGUCCUACGCCACACGGUCAGCCGGUGGCAGGUUUUCGCGAAAAUCCAACGGCGUUAUGUCUGGUCGUCCCGGUGGCUAUAUCUACGGCCCCGUUUCCUCCUGCAGGUACCACCACCACCAUCAUCAUAGCGGUCAGUAUCAGUGUGCCGACGGUACCGUUCAUAUGGCACGGUAGAUAUUACCUACCGAUAGUGCUGCGAGACGCGGCGGCGUUAUGACGCGGGUACUAUCUUUGAAGGUGUUUACGUGUUUAAAGCAAAUCAGCGACUAAAUGGUAUCCGCUCCGGAGAACCACUCGCCCCAUGGCAUGGACAACUUCGGCUUCCAGCAGGAUUCCACCUGCACAAACCGCAAAAAGCUGGGCCGAUCUGUCAGCGUGAACGCUGAGUCCAGUUUCCCCCUAUACCGCUCGUGUAAAACGUUACCUAGAUGGCGUUGCCCCAAGGACGAUCCCGAGACAGUACUCGAGGAGGAGUAUCCCUCCGACGAUUUCGAGUACAUGGAGUGUGGGCCCUCCCCGCCCGCAGAUCAUACGCCAAAUAUCUACGAGAGCUUCGAGGAGUUUUCUACCAACGCAGACCUGACGGUGCAGAUAUGUCACGAUACCAUCAAGAUGAACCUCCUGGAGCACAUGAAGCUAUCGUCGGGCAGGCACCAUUUGCUGGACGAUAUAGAGAGCAAGAAAACGGUUCCGGAUAACCUGGACGCAACCUUUUGUGGUGCUAGUAAACUAGAAAUCAACAUUUCGUUCCUGUGGGCUGCAUUUAUGAGGAGAUGGGAUCUACUAGAAGGCCUCCUGAAGCUUGACGCCAAUUUGAAAUACUACGAACCUACUCAAGGGUUAAGCGCACUACACUUGGCUGCCUUCAGCGGUUGUACCCAAGGAACCCAAUUCCUUAUUUCCCGCGGCUGUGACGUCAACGCCAUUUUUAAAUGCUACGCUCCUCUACAUUGCGCUGCUUUCGGAGAUUCUCCUGAUACCGCAAUCAUCCUCCUAAAUAAUGGCGCCAAAGUACAAGCGUUGACCAACUGCCCGCACAGUUGUCACGAGAGUGUGCUUCAUUGUGCUGUCAGAGCAAACGCCAUCGCUUGUGUUAGGCUUUUCACGCAAGAGGGCGCUGAUAUCGGUCAAGCGGAAUACUCUGGGAUCUCUUCUAUACAUCUAUCAGCCGAUUUGGGACACGCGCAGUGUUUGAAGAUCCUUCUGGAGCCGAAAACAUUCAAUGUCAACGCGAGGACUAAGGAGAAAGAGAUGAGUCCUUUGCAUCUUGCUGCAGAAAGUGGAUAUGUCGAAUGUGUGGAGAUUUUGUUGGAGCAUGGAGCGGAUGCUAACUUGCGCAACCACAGAGCGCAGACGCCGCUCCACCUAGCGGCCAGAGCGCAAGCUUUCGAUUGCGUGGAAGCACUGUUGACUAAAGGAAAUGCAAAUCCUAACGUUGGGGACUGUGAUAAGAGGACUCCGUUACAUGCAGCUGUUGGCAAGGCAGCUAGAUCGUAUGAUAUCAUAGAAAUCCUUAUCAACUAUGGAGCAGACGUCAAUGCUAGAGAUCAAUAUGGAUAUACUCCAUUACACAUUGCGGCGUUAAACGAACUAUCACAGUGCGUGGAAGUGUUGAUAUAUCAUGGUGCAGAUGUUACAGCUAAGUCAAAGUUUGGAAUGACUGCUUUGGGGAUAAUCACUAGAAAAACACCUGCUUCCCUAGCGAUGGUAACGCAAAAAUUGGACUCUGCUAUCACUCUUCAUCACCAUCCAGAGUCUUCGAACAGAGAAGUCGAGUUGAGGCUAGAUUUCAGGGGUAUCCUUCAAUAUUGCCACCCAAGGGAAAUCAGUUUUCUGAAUAGCUUUGUUGACGAAGGGCAGAAGGAAAUUUUACUGCAUCCGCUGUGUUCAGCUUUCCUCUAUCUAAAAUGGGAGAAGAUAAGGAAAUACUACAUAGCCAGGAUGUUGUUUUGUUUCAUAUUCGUCUUGAGUUUAUCUUUAUACGUAUUGACAGCGCUAGCGCAUAACUGUUACAACCACGGGAAGAAUAUGAACGAUACUCAGCCUCAGAAUGUGAUAGAACUGUGCGAGAAGAAAUCUAUGAUGGGACAUAUGUUGAGGAACAACCCGUUUGUGAUCGAAAUGCAGUGGUUCGUUUUGGUGGGAAUAACGUGCUGUGAAAUUCUGAGGAAGGUGUAUGGAAUUGCUGGGUAUCCUACUGUGAAACAGUAUCUUUCACAUCCAGAAAAUAUCAUCGAGUGGACUGUUAUAGCUAGUGUAUUUGUUAUAUCUUUUAUUUACACAGGCAGAACAUACACUUGGCAGAAUCAUGUCGGCGCUUUUGCAGUGUUAUUUGGUUGGACAAAUCUGAUGUUGAUGAUAGGCCAAUUGCCCGUGUUUGGUUCUUACGUUGCUAUGUACACCCGAGUUCAGGGAGAGUUUGCCAAGUUACUACUCGCGUAUUCUUGUUUGCUGAUAGGUUUUACGAUAAGUUUUUGCGUUAUCUUCCCAGAUUCUGCUUCAUUUGCUAAUCCUUUCAUAGGUUUGAUCACCGUCAUGGUAAUGAUGACAGGCGAGUUGAAUCUGGAUCUCUUAGUGGAUGAUGACCCAGAAGAUCCUCCUUUUCUAUUGGAGGUCAGCGCACAGGUGACGUAUAUCCUGUUCCUACUUUUCGUGACAGUGAUUUUGAUGAACCUGCUUGUUGGUAUCGCCGUUCAUGAUAUACAAGGACUUCAAAAGACGGCAGGAUUAUCAAAACUCGUGAGGCAGACCAAGCUGAUAUCCUACAUGGAACUAGCGUUGUUUAACGGGUAUUUGCCUCAGUACCUGUUGAAUCUGUUGCAUUGGACGGCGCUAGUGUCUCCCAAAGCGUACCGAGUAGUUUUGAACGUCAAACCGUUGAACCCAAGAGAAAAACGAUUGCCGAGAGACAUUCUAAAAGCAGCUCAUGAAAUAGCGAAGAAACGCAAACAUUUCGGUCACACGAUAUCCUCGCAUGGGAGUGGCUCUUAUACUCGGAAAGCACAGACAAACAAUAAUAUUGACGUGAAUAGCGAAAUUUUAGAAUACAAUACCACGCUGCCAUUGUUACAGAGUAAAGUUGACAAAAGCAUGGAACAUAUCGAACAUCUGACUAAAGAGAUAAGGGAAUUGAAACAUACGCUAGACGCGAAUCAAAAAAUGGUAGAGCAACUAUUGAAUGUUGUUCUACAGAGUAGAAGAAGUAGCAAGUGCUGAUAGAAUUCUGUGAUCUUUUAAAGCUGUAUUUAUGAUUAUUUGUUUAUAGAGAUAUUUUCAUUUUGGCCAUCUAAAACUUGAAAGUUGAGUGGUCAUUUCGUUAUAUCCUGAUUUGGGAGUAUAGUGCUUUUCACGAUUUUUGGCGCAAACGUCAGCAAUGCCAUACAAAAUAACUAAGCAAAUCGACUAACUGAAUCAUGUGCGGAGCUGACGUUUCAUAGCAAAAUUGCACGUUGGGCAAACCGAUCUUAGAAGCAGCCGCUCAUAUUAAUUUAUUAACAAAGAACCGUUGCUUUAAUUUUACUUUUUCAAAAUACUCCAAUUAUUUUGGAAAAAACUAUCGAUAUUGCCCGUCGUAUUUUAGAUCAGGUACCGCGAUGCUUUGUAUUACGAAAAUAAAUAAGAGGUAAACCAAAACGGUUUUGAUUGAAUCCCAAAAAACACAUUUUCUCAUUUUCCCACAAAAAUUGCUGUACCCGUUUUGAGUCCAUGUUUUAAAUACCCCCUUGAACAACUUGCAUCAGUGAAACCAGACUUUACAAUUAUUUCGGGGAAAUUUUCGAGGUGGCGAGAUGAAUCUAAACCCUAUUUCACGAUGAUCCAUCACGUUUUGACGUCUAUUGAGGUGAACAACUGAUCAACAAGUAACAUCUAUCAUUAAUAAUGAAUCGCGUGUAAAUUUCGUAGAACUUGCUUGAAGCGUUUCAUUUUUGUAUGCAAAUGGCCUUUUCUAAAUAAAAGGGUUGUUAGCAAGUACAAAAUGAAUUUGUAGCGUAUAAAAAAUCAAAACAAAAUACGGCUGCGUCUACCUGGCGUUGGGUCCGUCAGAAUUAUGUGGCAUUUGUCGAUAUGGGGAAUUUUUAAAUAUUACUAGAUAAUCAGCUGUGGUUCUAUCGUAGUGGAUACUCGGCAAAACUACACUAAAGAACGCAUGUGUUUUAAAUGCUAAUAAAAAAUUGUCUUGAAGUUUCAAAACUAAUUUAUUGAAGCAAAAAUACACACAAUAUAGGUGGAUUUCAUGUUUUCAAAAUUAUAUUGACGAGGUACCCUCGAUUUCCGUCGAACAUUCCUGCAAUCCCGUGUUCAUCUGGUUAAAAACUGCUAAACAUAAUUCAGGUGUCAAGCUAUCAAAUUCUUGUAGUUGGGGUACCAAAGACUGCCGAAGUAUUGCACAAUAGCGAUCACUAGUUACAGUUUGGGCUAUGCCACGUUGGUUCUCAAAAAAGAACGGAGAAAUAAUUCCUGAAGCCAGCAUUGCACACUACACAGUUACUUGUGGGCUAUGUGGGGGCCUUUCUUGUUUUUGCCUUGGAUUCUCUGGUGCCCAAUAGCGACAAUUUUGCGUAUUAACUGCGCCUGAAAGGUGAAAGUACGCCUCAUCACUGAACAGAAUGUUGUUAAUUCGGUCGUUUUCAAAAAAGAACGGUUUAUCAUUGUUCCGGUGAAAGAACGACGGUUUAUAAAGUCAUCUGGGUUUAAUUCUUGCACUAUUUGGAUCACACCAGACCAACGCUUCAGUUUUACUAAAUAAUUCGCAUCGAUCCACUAACGAAGGACGCUACGUCGACCGCGCUAUCUUACACUGUUGCCAAGUUAUUCGAGUUUAAAAAGGGAAAUUUAUUCCUGGACACCUUGUAUAAAGGCAAUAUUGGUAGUUUUAGUGUGAUCCGCCAAAAACCCGUGAAUGAAGUAUGAGUUGGUAUGAACAUAAAUUUGGACAGCUGAAAAACCUGUCGCUAUAUUUUUUCGAGUUAACAACUAUUCAGAAUACAUUAUUAAAAUCUACAAGCUAGUAUUAUGUAAAAAUAGAACAAUACGAUGUCAACUUCCGGUAGUCUGAUGCUAUUUCAUUUCACAGUAUUAUAUGAAUUUACUAGUACAGUCUGAGAAAACCAAAAGUUUAACAGGCAACGUCAAAGGUUGCUUUCAAAUAAAGUAAUUUCAAAAUACUCUUCAAGGUCUUGUAGAGCCAAGAUUAGAUUUUAAUUCAGAUACUUGGCGUCCUCAAAAAUUAUAACUUUUAAUGGAGUCUUUAAGCAUUGAAUAUCCAUUUUUAUAGUUUUCCAGACAUUAAAUCGCGUAUAACGAAAAAAUGGUCUACUUAACUAGUAACUUAGUAAGUAGUGAUUCGUGGCGGCCUUUUUUCAGAUUGGCUCAAAAAAGUUAUGAAAUGUGUCCGGACAAAAAGGUGUUAUUUAUUUAAAACAAAUUUGAUCUGAGAUACCAUGCGGUACAUGCAGUGUUUAAAAAAUCGCUUAAAAAUUAUAGUUUCUGAGGUUGCCAAGUAUCCAACUUAAAAGUAAAACCUUACUCUACAAUACCCAGAGGUGCAUUUCAAGAUUAGUUAUUUUUAAAGCGAUUUUUAACCUUGUUUGUUAAUUGGCGAACUUCUGAUUUUCACAGACUGUGCAGGAUGAAUUCUUUAAUAUCCGCUUUGACGCUACCAUUGUGUUUGAAGGGAUAAUUUAGGAAUCAUAAUUUCUUAGAUUUUGAAAAUCAGGCGAUGAACAUUGAAGUCGAAUAUUUUCGGAAAAUUUGAUUAUUAAAUAAUGCACAGAAAAGUUAUAGCUACAUUUGGGUUUAAAAGGAUUGUCCUGUACACAAGCUAGUUGUUAUCUAUAAUACUCGAUGUAGAUCUUUUAUAAAAUAUAUAUAUUGAUAGCAGGUUUACAUUUUUAGAGAGACAUUUUUACUUGAAAAAUGCCAUUUAAAUAUGUGAUACUAGAUUUAGAUAAAAUAUGUUUUUGUUGCAUAGUUUUGUUAAAGCAAUAAAGAUGCUUAU
Messenger RNA from Acanthoscelides obtectus, 6122 nucleotides. The record is from the annotation of a GenBank genome assembly. Lineage: Eukaryota; Metazoa; Arthropoda; Insecta; Coleoptera; Chrysomelidae.